Microstroma glucosiphilum is the source of this 954-nucleotide messenger RNA. RefSeq names its product dihydrodipicolinate synthase. The transcript has a single exon. Bases 1 to 954 code for a protein of 317 amino acids. The record is from RefSeq and is a predicted model, not a curated record. Gene Ontology annotation, molecular function: 4-hydroxy-tetrahydrodipicolinate synthase activity. NCBI's taxonomy places the organism in Eukaryota, Fungi, Basidiomycota, Exobasidiomycetes, Microstromatales, Microstromataceae.
AUGCCUGCACAGCACUCAGCCAAGGCUCGACUGCCACGAGCAGGCGCAUACAGCCCGACCCUCACCUUCUUCAACCAAGAUGAGAGCAUCGACCUCCACAAUACCGUCGAGCACGCCCUUUGGCUCGCACGCUCUGGACUCGCAGGACUGGUAGUCAUGGGAACCAAUGGAGAAGCACCCCUCGUGGAGAGGGAGGAACGCCUACAGAUCCUCAAGGCCAUUCAAAACGCACUCGUUGCAGAGGGACUCACCAACUGCGACCUCAUCGUAGGCUGUGGUGCCCAGUCCCUGCGUUCGACGCUGCUACUGAUCGAGGACGCAAAGUCAGCAGGCGCUGCCGCCGCCCUCGUCCUCCCACCCUCCUACUGGGCUGCAGCACUCAGCAAAGCUGCCAUUCUGCAAUUCUACGACGAUGUAUGCGCUUCUAGUUCCCUACCCGUCAUGGCCUACAACUUCCCCGCUGUCACUGGAGGUAUCAACCUGACCUCGGACGAUCUCCUACAGCUCGCCAAGAGGAAUGCAAACUUCGUGGGAGUCAAGCUCACCUGUGGAAAUGUUGGGACAGCCCAUCGAGUGGCUUCCACCUUGGGUCCAGAACGGUUCCUCACGCUGGGUGGACGCUCUGAGAGCGCUCUCCAUAUGCUCCUCGGAGGGGCCUCUGGAGUCAUUGCAGCAUCGGCCAACCUAGCGCCCAAGUCACACGUCAAGCUCUGUGAACUAUGGAAGAAGGGAGACCUCAAAGACGCCAUGGACUUGCAGACUCUGCUUUCCAAUGCGGACACGCAAGCCAGCAAGGGCGGCAUUGGUGGCCUCAAGGCCCAUGCCUGCACCAUACGAGGGCUGCCCUUUGAGCACGCUCGUGUACGGUCGCCCUUGGUCACACCCAGCGCAGCAGAAGUCAUCGAAGACACCUCUGCAUUGGGUCAACUCUUGGCCUAUGAGCGCAGCCUGUGA